This is a messenger RNA of Humulus lupulus (European hop), 927 nucleotides long. Its product is annotated as RING-H2 finger protein ATL29. NCBI's taxonomy places the organism in Eukaryota, Viridiplantae, Streptophyta, Magnoliopsida, Rosales, Cannabaceae. Bases 1 to 927 code for a protein of 308 amino acids. The record is from RefSeq and is a predicted model, not a curated record. The transcript has a single exon.
AUGUCGACACCGACGAACGCAUACUACCCUCCACCGCCGCAAAACUUUGAGUCUCCACCUAUUACCAUAGUCUUAACUAUCGUCCUUCUCAUCUUCUUCCUCCUCGGAUUCUUCUCCAUCUACUUCUGCCGUUGCUUCAUGGACGUCAUCUUCAACACGUGGCAUUUCCGACGAAAUCCCUCCGGUAACCUCUCCGGCUCCGGCGUCACCUCGGACGCAGUCGCCGCUCACAACGGCCUCGACCCUGCGCUUAUAAAAGCUUUCCCCACUUUCAUAUACUCCAGCGUAAGAGAUGCCCAGGAAGAGAACAGCAACAAGUACGGCCUGGAGUGCGCCAUUUGCCUGGUUGAGUUCGAAAACGAAAGCUUGCUACGCCUGUUGACAGUUUGCUACCACGUGUUCCACCAAGAGUGUGUUGACCUCUGGCUCGAAUCGCACAAGACCUGCCCGGUUUGCCGCCGUGACCUCGACUCGUCCCCCGCGGCUGCCGUAAAACCGGCGGAGCAGCCUAAUACUCCUCCGCCGCCGCCGGACGACGGGGGCAGUGUGAGAAUCGACAUUGAUAUUAGCGACGAAGGUCGAGCGCAACCGCAACAAAAUUGGGGUGAUCGUCAUCGUAACGGUAAUAAUAUGUCAAACGACAUCAAGAACAAUGGUACUGAUGAUGGUCAUGGAAAACGACGCGAUAAUGAUGUGAUUGAGAGAUUCUCGAGGUCGCAUUCGACGGGGCAUUCCAUAGUUAGAGGUUAUAAUUAUAGAUUAUCAGAAGAAGAAGAGAAUAGGUAUACGUUGAGAUUGCCGGAGCAUUUGAAGACGAAGCUUUUACGAGGAGGAGGGCAUCAUUGGACUGGAAGCUGUGAGACCUAUGGAGACUUCCAAAGCAGUAGAAGCAGUAAUGGAGGAUUUGGCGAAGUGUCUGAGCGUUGA